Astrephomene gubernaculifera is the source of this 8690-nucleotide messenger RNA. The record is from the annotation of a GenBank genome assembly. NCBI's taxonomy places the organism in Eukaryota, Viridiplantae, Chlorophyta, Chlorophyceae, Chlamydomonadales, Astrephomenaceae.
GCCGUAUCGUCGGCGUUUAUUGCAUCGAAACAAGCGCUACUCGCGCCAGCGCCAUCAUACUGCUAAUGCGGGGUGGACUUGGCGUAUAACAAUGUCGCAUAUCUUGGGGUUCCCGCGGGCGAAGAAGGCGUAGCAGUGCCCCAGCAGUUAUUGGCUAUACCGUGCUAUCCAGCUUAUUUUACUACAGCAUUACAUGAUCGAUUUUUUUGUAACAGAGGAAGGAUCGUUGCCACAAAUUAUGGCUCCUGCUGUGUACGCAUUUCCGCAGUUUUAAGGAGCGGCGGACGUAUCGCUUCGAGGGGCAAAUAGCAUCAAAGCCUAUUUCACUUUGAAUCUUCGGCUAGCUUCCUAAAGGGUAUUAGGGAGCAGCAGCAUUUUGUCACCAUGUCGUCGGGCGGCAUCCCUGCGUCGCGAGGCCCUUCAGCGCUGGUUGUGCUACCACCAUGCGACCCUGGCAGCUCACCUAGCACCGCUCCCUCAACUCCGCAUGGAUCCGACGGGCCUGCCCCAGCAAGCUCGUCCACCCGCCCAAAGGACAUCGUAGCCAGCUACCUCCGCGACCUCUACACCGGCCCCACCGCAACCCGCGUGCUGGCCGCCCAGGGCCUGGGCGCGCUGCCCUCCUUCCUGCCGCGCCGGGAGGCUGCCUCGGCGCUGCGUGUGGCGGUGGAGGAGGGCGUGGUGGCCAGCCUGGCAGAGCUACUGGCCGCGGAGCAGGAGCUGGCGGUGCAGGAGGCGUGUCUGUGCGCGCUGGCGGCGCUGCUGGUGGCGACUGCGGCGCACGAGCAGCACGCCGCGCCGCUGCGGCCGCCGCACCUGCGCCUGCUGGGGCGGUGCGUCAUGCGGCCCGAGGUGCUCACGCAGAUAGGCUACGUGCUGACCGCCAGCAGCUCCAGCCGGGUGGUGCUGGCGGCUGCCCGGCUGGUGGCCAUCACGGCGCCAUACGUCACACAGGCCAAUGACGUCCACGUGCUAGACAGCCGCAUCAUACCCGGCCUCCUAGCCGCCCUCGUCUCAGUACGCAAUACCGGCGCCACCGCUGCUGCUCCCACCGCCUCCCCCGGCGCCGCAGCAGCCACACCCCGCGACGCAGCCGCCUGCGCACUCGCGCUGCUCGGCCUGGCCGAAGCCACCCCAGAUCUGUACAUUGCCGUACGUACGGCAGAUUUCUUCCAGGCGCUUGCCGUACUGUACCAGCGCUGCAACGACCCAGAUCAGCCUCCAUGUCUGCUGCUGCCGGCGGACGUUGCGGCGCUCAUCCUGCAGGCGAUCACCCUGGCGCCGCAGGCCAGGUGGAUGGCUGCUGCAGGCGGCAGUGGCAGCGGGGGUGGCGCGGGUGGUGGUGCGGGUGCGGGUGUGGGUGUGCUGCCCAAGAGCUACUGGCGGUUGGCGGAGCGGCAUCUGGAGGACAGCCAGGCCCUGGAGUGCCUGGUGAGCUAUGUGGCGGUGGAGGCGGCCAACCUGCGGCUGCUGGGCGAGGAGGUGGCGGGCUUGCUGGCCAGCAGCGCACGGGCGGUCAUCGAAAAGAACAGCAUGGAGUUGGAGCACCUGCAGACCCGCCUGCGCGACAUGCAGCAGCAGCUGGCGGAGGCAAAGGACGCAGCCAGGGAGGCGCGCAGGGCGGCGGAGGCGGCGGAGAUGGACGCGGCGGCGGCGCAGGAGGCGGCGGAGGCGGCCGACGCAGAGGUGCGCGACAGCGGCGUCGGCGGCAGCCAGGAGCAGCGGCGGGUGCGGCGGGUGGCGGAGGCGGAGGCGGCGCGGGCGGAGGAGGAGGCGGAGCAGCGGCGGCGGGCGAUGGAUGCGGCGGAGGCGGGGGCAGCGGAGCUGAGGCGGGAGAUGGCGGUGGCGCGGCGGGCGGCGGGGCCGGUGCGGCUGCAGAGCGAGCGGAUGGCGAGGCUGGAACGGGCGAUGCGGGAGUGGCAGCAGCAGCACAGCUCUCGCGGCCGGCGGCGAGUGCGGGUGUCGCGCCCCAACGUACACAUGCUGCAACAGGUCCUCUCCCUGCUGUCCUCCCGCAUCAAGCCCGCACCCGCACCGGAGCGACCAGCCAGUGCCAGGCCCGCCGCCUCCCCGCACGCCACCUCCGCCAGCCCCACGCGCCCCACCUCCGCCUCCUCCGCCGCUGCUGCCGCCGCCGCUGCCAGCCCGCCCGGCCCCAGCCGCCAGCAUGCGGAGGUGGUGGCGGCCAAGCUGCUGGAGGGGAAUAUCGUGCAGGCCAUGGUCCGCCUGAACUCCGUGCUUAUGUCGCUGCGCUGCCUGGCGUGCGAGCUGGCUCAGCUGGCUGCCGACCUGGCGCUGCAGCCCGACAUGGCGGCGGCGCUGGGGGCGGCGCAGGGGGCGCUGGGCAGGGAGGUGCAGGCGCUGGGGGCGGCCAACAGGCGGGCGGCGCUGAGGAGAAGACAGGUUGACACCGAGAUCGCCAAGCUGCGUCGGGGCCUGAAGCUGGGUCUGCCGCAGGGGGGCCCGCGGAGGCACGUGGAGCUCUUCGCGGGCAACGGACUGUCCAAGGAAGUACGGCAGGAGGACGUGGAACAGCGGCUGCAGGACCUGGAGCUGGAGGCUGCGGAGCUGGGCUGUGUGAUGGCGGACUCGGAGGGGCUCAUGGAGCUGAUGCGCGGCAAGCUGGAGGCCCUCUCCUCCGCCUCCGCCGCCCUCUCCGACAGCCACGCGCGCUUCCUCGCAGCCUACCCCGAGCAGGCCCCUCCCGCCAAGGCGCCCGCGGGCCCUACCAACAGUCCCGCUACCGCCGCCGCUUCUUCCCCAGGCCCCAGCCCCGGCCUAGCCCUCAGCAUGGCCUCCCAUCUCCAACUCAUGGCUAGAGACCCCAGCCACCCAGCAGGCCAGCUCAUCCGCCUGCUAGCCACGUCGCUGUCGCCGUUCAUCAGCGCCUCAUCAAACCUGGGGGCGCUUGUACGGCAGCUGCUGGGCAGGCCGGGACCCGAGGGAGGCGGGGGCAAGGGCGGGGCGGCGGGCAGGGGAGGAGGUAUGGCGGGGGAGGGCCCCCGGCGUGCGCUGUCGGCUCGCAGCCGUGGCGGAGGAGCGGACGCGGGUGGGGCGGCGGGACGGCCGACGAGCGCUGGCGUGCGGGGGGGCAGUGGCGGAGGCGGCGGAGGCAGCCCGGGUGACUCCAAGCUGCGCACCUCGCUGCCCACCUCCCCUUCGACGCAGCGGUCCAAGGAGUUCACUUCCAUGUAUGAGAUGAUCCAGGCCACCCACAGCCCCAUGCGCGGAGUCAGCGCCCCCAACAACUGCCGCUCCAACGACCUGACCAGGCGCCUGCGGGCCCAGGCACACGCCCAGGCGCAGGCGCAGGCCAAGCAGCAAGCCUGGCUUCCUGCCGCGGACGGCGGCACCCUGCUAGCUGCCGCCGACCUCAGGGCGGCCACCGAAGCAGCCGCAAUGAUACUCUCCAUCUCCAUGUCAGCCUCGGAACAGCUGCACCACCACCACCACCACCAUCUGGCUGGUGAUGAUCCGCUGGCGGCGGCGGCCGCGGCGGUUGGUCUUCCAGUGGCAUCCGAGUCGCGACGUGUCGUACUCCAGGCGGUCUCCUCCGUGCUGUUCGACCCAGUGGACCCCAGCGCUCUGGCGCCGGCGGCGGAGGCGAGCGGCGGCAGUACGGGUGGCAGCAGCGCCGGCGGCGUCAGCCGGUUCGGUACGGCGGCGCGGGGGGGCAGCUUUGGCGGUGCGAGUCAGCUGGCGGCGUCGGAGGCUGAGGGGUGCUCAGCUGCUGUGGCUGGAGGCGGCGGUGGUGCGGGUGGUGGCGGCGGCGUGUGUGUUUUGGACGCGUUGUUGUUCCAGUCGGAGCUGCUGUGCCGCGUGUUGGACGCGCUGAGCACCCUGCAUACCUUCACGAGGUCCGCCUGCCGUACAUGUCGGCAGCUGCCCGCCAGCCUGUCGUACGCCUCCCUGGUCGGCAGCCACGUGGGCCCCGCCAUGGGGCAGCUGCAUGCGCUGUGGGUGGACGCCAUCUGCCACUACCCGGACAUGCGGGUGCAGGUCGCCUCCUGCGUUGCGGAGAUCGCCCAGCUGGGCCUUGUCCCCGGCUCCGAGUUCUCCGCCGUGUACCAGGAAACGGGCAUGCUGGAGGUGCUCAUCCGCAUGCUGGCGGGGCAGCUCAGACCCGCAGGGGGCGCGGCCGCCGCCAACACAACAGCUGGGGCAGCAGGGGCCUCUCCGGGCGGCUCCCCGCGCGGUGCGGCAGCGGGGGUCCCGGCGGGCGCCCCCGCGGCUGCCCGACCCCUGGGUCGCAUGCCUCCGCCGCUGCCGUCCGCGGGUCGCAUGGGUCCGGCGCAGCAGGCGGAGCAGGCUGCUGCUGCGGAGGCGCUGGUGGCGCUGAGCGACUCGCAGCCGGAGGUGCUGGCGGCCAUUGGCGGGGAGGACAAGCUGCUGUCCCGGCUGUGCAGUCUGGCUCUGGACCACUCCGCCAGCUGGACCGCCCGCCUGGCCGCUGCCGACCUGCUGGGGGACCUGGUGGUGGGCGGAGGGCAGCCGGCGGCGGCGGCGGUGGCGGCGGGCGCGUACGCGGCGCUCAGCGAGCUGCUCAACCGGGACAUGUUCCCCUUCCUCAACCAGGACCCCCGGGGCAGCAAGGCCACCGUGGUAUCCGCUCUGGCCUGCCUGGCAGCGCACUGGGAGCUGCUGGAGGGGGUGGUGGCGGCGGCGCAAGCCCCCAGCGGCCCCUCCUCCGGCCUGCCCGUCUGCGACCCCAGCCAGGUGCUCUCCGCCAUCCUGCGCUCGCUGUGGUGCGUGUGCCAGCAGGCGCUCAGCACCUUCGUGCCGGACAGGAAGGGGCGCGAGCGGCUCAUGUCACCCGACGCCGGCAGCGCGCUCGCCGCCACCGCCACGGCCGCCGCGGCGGAGCUGGCGGCGCUGGCCGGCAACAGCCCGGAGGCGCGGCGGAUCAUGGUGGGGGAGAUGGGGCUGGGCCGCCGGCUGAGCGGGCCGUUCCUGCAGAUCGUCAAGGACGCGCAAUUGCACGAGGCGCUGCUGGAACUGCGCAAGAGCAUAUCGUGAAGGGGGGGGGGUCGUCUGGGUUCGUGUGGAGGUGUGUGGCUCUCUGCAAGGAAAAGGUUGCUUGGAGCGGAAGGGUUGUUUGUGGGAAGGCCCAUCGUGGGAAGGAGCCGGGAAGGACGCGGCGGGAGUGUGUUGCAGGCGGGCGGUGUUUGAGCGUUAAAGGGGUGGGGGUGUGUCGCCACGCACCGAAGUUUUUUGGCGUGGGACUGAACGGAAUGAUCCGUAAAGGGACAAAGUUGGAGUGGGCAGGAUGUGGUUGGGGUGGGUACACGGCACUUCGGUUGAGGAGGAUUGGUAUUCAGCUUCUGGAGCGUACGCUCCCUGUUGGCCGGGACCAGGGGAUCCCUGGCGUGGAGUGCUCGUGAGGCGCGGGCAGGCUUUGCUCGAGGGCGAGGUCGGGGGCCCUUGGCGCGGCGCAGGGCGGAAGGGAUGGAUGGGAAGGGGCUGAUGGUGUCAGGGUGGGGCGUUGGUGGCGGAAUUUGGCAGGCUGAAAAGCUUGAACAUGGCUAAUUAUUGACUUGUUGUGAGCUUUACUUAUCAUCGUGACAAGGCGCAUGGCAGCCCAUGGUGCUUUCCGUUUUGGGCCGAGCGCCGAUGCGUCAAUCCGUGCAGCUGAGGACCAAUAACGCGCUUUCGGACAUACCUUAACUUAUAUACGCGGAUAACAAAAAACAGAUACUUGGAGUCGUUCAGUCAGUCCACGCGGCAACCUGCUCAGUCAAGUUUCUUGAACACUGCUCCUUACUGACUGUAAUAAGUAGCUCUGCGCUUUUUAAAUCGAGGACAGCUGCGUAGAGAGCUCACUUGCCCUGACGGGCUUUUGCGUUCGGGGCGCCGCCCCUAAGCCCAUCCAGUAACUUCCAGCCAACGCCUUCAGCUCCGCACCUUGAGGCAGGGGACGUGGCGCUGGCAGGCAGCAGGGCCUCGUCCCCUUUCUUAGCGACCUCCUGAACGGCUGACUCGUGUGCCGGGCCAGAAAAUGAGUCUCUCUCCAGAGGCAGCUACCAUGGCGCGCAACAAGUUUGAGGAGCUGAAAAAACUUACGGAGCAGCGGCAGCUUGUUAACCUUGAGCUAAUUAACAGGCUUGCGAAGGCGCUUGACAAGGUCAAAGCUGGACCUGGGCUCGCUGGCAUCGCUCCGGGCCCGGCUAGCGUAACUGCCAGCAAGCAGCCUGCGAAGCGAGCACCACAGCCAUCAGGGCUUGGAGCGCCGGAAGCUAAGCGGCCAAAGCUAGACUCUGAGGUGGACAAAAAGAUUGACAACUUGUGGCGAUCCUGCGCAAGUAUUCUGGACUUCCUCAUGAAAAAGAAGUCCGCUAUUAUUUUCUCCAAGCCAGUGGACCCAGUCAGGGACAAAGUGCCCGACUACUUCAAGUUCAUCUCCCAUCCGAUGGACCUGGGCACCAUCAAAAGCAAGCUUUCCCAGCGCAAGUACAACGACGUCCGCGAGUUCGCGGCGGACGUGCGGCUCGUUUGGAGCAACUGCCGCACAUACAACUCGAUUGGCACUCCAGUCCGCAUCUGGGGCGACCAGUUGUCCGACGACUGGGAGAAGAAGUGGGCGGAGAGCAACAUCGAGCAGCGCUGGGACGACCUGGUGCUGCAGCGGGAUCCCCAGGCCAUAUCUCUGGACCGCCGGAUAGCCUCCAGCGCCCGGCAGCUGCUGCAGCGGGUCAACUCGGUGCACUCGCUGCCCGCUGCCGACCCCUCGCGGCCCAUGAGCACGGUGGAGAAGCGCAAGCUGAGCAUCGCGCUCAGCGAGCUGCAGGGCGACCAGCUCGGGGAGGUACUCAACAUCAUUGCGGAAAACCUGAAGAACAUCAACCCAGAUGACGAGGAUGAGAUUGAGCUUGACGUGGACCAGCUGGACAACCUGACGCUGUGGCGGCUCCGGGAGUACUGCGACAAUGUGGCCAACCGCCAGACCUCCAAGCCGGCGGUGCCGUCGAAGGCAGCGGCCGGCGGGGAGUCGCGGCCAGCGCAUGACGGCGGGAAGCACCAGCAGCCGCAACAGCAACAACAACAGCAGCAGCAACAACAGAGGAGCAAGCCGCCGGCGCGCACGGAAAGCGGUUCAGAGUCGGACCGCUACUCUGCGGAGCAGGACGUGAAGGGCUCGAACAUGGUGGAGCAGCCGCAAAGCCAGCCUAACUUUGUGAAGAACCAGCGUUCUGCGGCGCUGGUGGAGGAGUCCGCAACCGCACCAAAGGACAAGUCGGCCAUCGCAACCGAUAAGAAGAGCAACAAGGAUGUGGUGCUGAACGCCUCCGCCUGGCAGGCGGCGGACGAGGAGCCCGCAGAGGGCGGCGGCGAGGCGGCCGACGCGGGCGCUGGCGGGGAGGAGGAGGGGGAUGACUUGUGGGACUCCUUCCGCAGUGUGGCUGAGCGGGAAAAGCAGCAGAAAGCUGAGGAGGAGAAGCGGCGAAAGGAGCUCGAGCAGGAACGAGAGAAGGAGCGGUUGCGUGCUGUUGCGGAGGCGCGGCAGGCGAAGGAGGAGGAGGAGCGCAAGAUCCGCGAGGCGGAAGAGGCGGCCGCCGCGGAGGCCAAGCGCGCCAAGGACGAGGCGAGGCAGAAGGAGCUGGAGGAGCUGCAGAUGCAGGCCAACACCGCGCAGGUGUACCAGCCGCCGGAUGCAAAGGCCUUUGCGCAGACCUUUGGCGCGGGCGGGGCGGACAUCAACGACCUCGGCCUCAUGUACAAGCACGACGACGAUGCGGACGAUGUGGGCUUUGACGACUGAUGGGUGGACACAAAUGGCGGUCGUUAAACCGGGAAUUGCGACGGGCGUUAUCAGCAGCUGACCGGGGGACGGUACCACUCCAGAAAAGGCUGGCGUGUCCGGUUACGUCGGAAGCUCGCUGCGUACGCUCCUCACCAGCGCUUUCUCCCGCAGCAGUGCGGUUGCGAUGUGGGUCGGCUAGGGCUGGUCGUCUGGGUCACCAGAUGCAAUGCGCGGGUUAUAGUGGUAUGAGGUGAGGAUCGCGGGGCGGUACGGAGGCUGUGGGGUUCAUGGCAGCUGCUGCGCUUUGCUCUGUGCCAAGCCUGUUGGGGCGGUCGAGGCGUGUACUCGGUUGCCGUUGUCGUUGAUGAUAAGAGUGCGAUGAUAAGUUCUUUUGUUUGUUUCAUGGAACAUGGAGGUGCUUCUGGAAGAGCGGUGCUCUUCGGAGCGUCGUAUUGCGGCACGCUUUACACAAUGAGAGCGAGCCCGGCGGUGCAUCGAGUGGUUGGGUCGCAAACGUGCUGUUGGCAAUGAAGGCAUGGCACGAAGAGGUAUGGUAUGGCUUGGUUUACGUUUUGGACCGUACAUGAUUCCUCUUGUUACGAGCUUUCGACCCGGUUUAGGAGGAUUGCUGCCUCCGUUUGAGCCGUCUUGGUGGUUGCAUGGAGUGGAUACUUGGGUGCGCUUGCGGUCUUGCUGGGUCUGUGGGCGCGUUUGGGUGCUGGUGUAGACACGAGCACAAGGGCGUGUUGUAGCCGAGUUUUGUUGGAGGAGCCAUGUUUCUUCCCGGGCAUUCCCAGUUGGCAUAUUCACGCAAAAAACGUCUAAAUAUUUGCAUAUCUCUGCAUUCCAGGAUUGUUGCAUGGCAUUCCCACGAGCUGUAAGAUGAUGCAGCACAACGACAAUUUGCAAUGGUCCAGCACGCCUACCGCACAACAGUGUCUUUCCAAUAACC